AUUCUCUAACGCUCCAACGCUCUCUCUCUCUCUCUCUCUCUCUCUCUCUCGACGACGACGACGACGACGACGACGACGAGAACGAAGCUCUGAGAGAGAGGGAGAAAUGGCGGCCAAGCAGGACGACUUCGCGCCGCACCCCAUAAAAGAGCAACUUCCCGGCGUGGACUUCUGCCUUGCAAGCUCUCCUCCAUGGCCGCAAGCCAUCCUUCUUGCAUUCCAGCACUAUUUGGUUAUGCUUGGCACCUCCGUCUUCAUUCCUUCCCUCCUCGUCCCCCAAAUGGGCGGCGGCUAUGAAGAGAAGGCCAGAGUAAUCCAAACAUUGCUCUUUGUUGCAGGGAUUAACACAUUGUUGCAAUCUUAUCUUGGAACACGCCUCCCUGCAGUCAUUGGUGGCUCAUUCACCUACAUCCUCCCCACUAUUUCCAUCAUCCUCAGCCCUCGUUUUGCUUACAUCCCUGAUCCUUACUUGAGGUUUGAGGCUACAAUGAGAGCCAUACAAGGGGCUCUAAUCGCUGCUUCUAGUCUUCAGAUUGUUCUUGGGUUCUGUGGCAUUUGGAGGAUUUUCAUGAGGUUUCUCAGCCCUCUUGCUGCGGUUCCCAUUGUGACCAUCACUGCACUUGGGCUUUUCUAUUAUGGCUUCCCUAUUGUUGCAAGUUGCAUUGAGGUUGGGCUUCCUGCAAUUAUCUUGUUGGUUUUCUUUUCACAGUAUGUGGCACAUUAUUUUGAGAAGAGGAGGAUGAUCUUUGAUCGAUUUGCAGUUCUGGUCACGGUGGUAAUUGUAUGGGUUUAUGCGCAUAUUUUGACUGUGGCUGGAGCUUAUAAGCAUAGACCUCCAAAGACUCAGUUUAGCUGUCGUACUGAUCGGGCUGGCCUUAUAGGCGGUUCCCCAUGGAUAAAAAUUCCUUAUCCUUUCCAAUGGGGAGGACCCACAUUUGAUGCUGGAGAAGCGUUUGCUAUGAUGGCUGCUUCUUUUGCUUCUCUUAUUGAGUCAACAGGUACUCUCAUUGCAGUGUCAAGAUAUGCCAGUGCAACACCUGUACCACCUUCCAUAUUUAGUCGGGGCGUUGGCUGGCAGGGAAUAGCUAUAUUGCUGAGUGGAAUGUUUGGUACUGCAAAUGGCUCGGCAGCAUCAGUUGAAAACGCAGGUCUACAGGGGUUGACUCGUGUUGGAAGUAGGAGAGUGAUUCAAAUCUCAGCUUUGUUUAUGAUUUUCUUCUCUAUUCUAGGAAAAUUUGGUGCACUUUUUGCUUCUAUUCCAUUUCCGAUAAUUGCUGCCUUGUACUGUGUCCUAUAUGCCUAUACAGCUUCUGCAGGGCUUGGCUUCCUGCAAUUCUGUAAUCUAAACAGUAUGAGAACAAAGUUCAUAUUAGGCUUUUCUUUGUUCAUGGGCUUAUCAGUGGCGCAAUACUUCAGAGAAUACGAAAUCAUCGCUGGCUAUGGUCCUCUUCGUACUCAUGCAAGAUGGUUCAAUGACAUUGUGAAUGUGAUAUUCGGCUCCGCUGCAACCGUGGCAGCUAUUGUCGCAUAUUUCCUGGACUGCACCAUGUUGCGAGGAGACAGCGCUACUCGAAGAGAUAGAGGCUGGCACUGGUGGGAGAAAUUCAGGUCUUAUAAAACAGAUCCAAGAAGUGAAGAGUUCUAUGCUCUCCCUUACAACUUGGGCAAAUUCUUCCCAUCCCUGUAAUGUUUCUAAUCCUGCAUAUGACUUUUUGGAGAAAAAAAGUAGUAGACAUAGAAGUGAUCAAUAGAUUUGUUAAUGUUGUUGUUAUUGUUUUAUUUUAAUUUCAUUCAAGCAAGGAAUUUCAUUAUCAA
Messenger RNA from Dioscorea cayenensis subsp. rotundata (Guinea yam), 1815 nucleotides. Its product is annotated as nucleobase-ascorbate transporter 6-like. Lineage: Eukaryota; Viridiplantae; Streptophyta; Magnoliopsida; Dioscoreales; Dioscoreaceae. The transcript has 14 exons. The record is from RefSeq and is a predicted model, not a curated record. Gene Ontology annotation, biological process: transmembrane transport. Gene Ontology annotation, molecular function: transmembrane transporter activity. Gene Ontology annotation, cellular component: membrane. The coding region runs from base 107 to 1687 and encodes 526 amino acids.